GAACCCACCAAGUUCCGCCUUCUUCUCCCCACUACAUUCAUACUGGAACUUCGUACUUGGAACUUGGAACUGUACUUACAGAGGUACGAGAAAGACUGACAUGAGACUUGGGCAAGUUUCUGCUGUUUUCAGGAGAUUUCAGAACUUCUACAGAGAGAGGACAUUCUCCUGUGAGUGAAACGAGAUGGAUGCUGACCAGGACAUCGAUGACGACACACACAUCUGCUUGAAGUGCCGGACGACCAUUGUCGGUUUGGACAACUAUGUGAAACACCGGAAAUCCGGCUGCACCACAAACAGUUCUACCAACCGUCCUCUGAACUCCCCUAUGAAAGUAGAGGUCGCAUCCAUGCCAAAGAUCACUACUACCAUGCCUCCAACACACAUAGAAAAUGACCCAAACCUCAAAGCAGACGAUUUCUUUUCCUCCUUGGAACUCCAAAGUAGCGCUAAGAAAACUACAGGAAGUUCACCAGGAAGUUCCAUCAAGAACGCCGGUGGCGUGAUAACACGAAGCAGGGCUUCCGCGGCCAUCCUGGCAUGCACUUCAUCACGUGAUGCCCAGUUCGCAAGUCAACAGAAGAGCAACAGUGAACUUCUGGGAAAUGUUUCCACAGAACUGUUCUCACCGCAAACAGACAUAGACACCGCUACAAGCACAUGUCUCAUGAAGACGGCGAGCCGCGAGAACGUCAUGCAGGCUGGUGUAGAGAGAAGCGACCUCGAAUCGGCUUGUGAAGAGGAAUCUAAUGAAGAAUAUGAGGAGGAAGAUGAGGAUGAGGAAGACGAUGGCUGUCCGCCCAGAUCACAUACUGGAGGCAAAUGGAAGCCUGGCGACUUGAUGACAAGAGGAUCUCCGCCAUCUUGGACAAGGACAUCCUCUUCUUCAACACACGCUGAUGAAUACCGAGGGAGUAGCACGGGAGGGUGGAGCCUGCUUCUGGAAGAUUGCGCGGGAAGUUCUACUGUGUCAUCGGACCCGCCACCAAACUUUACUGGAGGCAAAUGGAGGCCCACUCUUCCUAAUCAGGCGGUCAUGAACACGCAACAGGUUUGUCGUGGCACGAAUUCAGACUAUGAAGACUACCUGCUGCAUGAUAACAACGGAGGGAGAGACUCCACUGUCGCCAGAAUUGUUGAUAGUGCAAUCCCGAGGGUACCUCCUCCAGGUUAUAUGAGUGGUAAGUGGUUGCCGGGUAAGCAGGUCCAUCUGGAUGACGGGGGCAGCACGGAGAGUGGCAGUGUGGACAGCAUGAUGCUGAAUCCACCCCUUCGGAAGUCCGGCAGUACCAUCCAGUACUGGUGUGGGCAGUGCAACAGGCGACUCAGUUCCAGGACGCUGUACGAGAGGCAUUUGUUGUCCGAACUGCAUUUCAAGAGAACUGUACAGGAGCGAGAACUGGAAGACCAUCCGGUUAGGGCUCAGGGCGACUCCACUUACAGGACAAGUGAAAAGAGGACAGUAAAACUGACCGAGGUAUACCUCAACAGCGAACUGUGGGCCCGCAGAAAGAGACGACGACUGAACUCCGGUGCAAUUUCAGGGUCUCCAAAGAAAGAGAGGAGACGACGCAACGAGGUGCGCUGCGAAGUCUGCCGAUCCAGGGUGUUGAGGCACUUGCUGGGAAAACAUCUGGUGUCACACUACCAUUGUCGCAAGGCGCGCUCUGGCCACCCGCAGGCUGCAAGGCUUGUACUGGAGAACAUCCACAGCAUAGUACGUCAGGCGCCCUUCCAGUGCAGCCCUUGCAAAUUCUACUGCAACACUGAAGCCAGCUUCAAGCAACACUGGGCCUCCCAGGAGCACGAACGCACGGACUCCAAGGUGAGCGGACGUUAUUGGUGUUCAGUCUGCAAGUAUGAAUGUGAGAGUUCUGGGGACAUGGAGUGCCAUUUUGACAGUUCAGUGCACCGGGAGCUUGUGGCUGUCAUUAAUCGUUCAGUCCCUGUCGUGAUCCGGAAGCGAACAGUGCUCUCCUGCGGCGCUUGUGGCGAGGAGUUCCGCUACAACGCGCAGCUAAGGAGACAUGUCAUGCUGGCCGGACACCACGACUCCAGCACGGGCUCUGAUGAGUAUCAGGGGCGCUUCUGCUGCUCCGACUGCCGCUUCGUGGGAAACUCAUGCGUCUCUCUGCAACGCCACGUGCUUCACACGCACAAAGCGGAGAAGAGGGGCGCGUACUUCUGCAGCGCUUGCUCCCUCAACUUUGACACCGCGGAGGAAGCCGCUCUGCAUCGCCGUAGUCAGGAACACAAGUAUUCCGCCCUUGCCAGUAGGAGGGACAGGGGUUUGAGCGACGAAGUCCUGACAAAGAGGUGCCCUCACUGUGGGGAGGACUUUGGAAACGUGUUGCAGUUGAAGACACAUCUUCGGGAGAAGCACUCCGAGUUCCCCUAUAGAUGUGCGCGUUGUGGGAUGGCGUUCACGUUACCGCAAGAAGUGUCCCGCCACGUGAGAGAAGCAGCGUGCGUGUUCCGGCCCGACGAAAUGAAGUCGGACGCUCCAUCAGGCGGAGAUCAGGUGCCGGAGGUGGCUGGUGUGCCAAUUGCUUCUACAGAAGUUAGCAGUAAGGAGGCAGAGGGCGGAGAUUGCAGUUAUAUCACGUGCAGUCAGUGCUCCUAUCAAACUGACUCGCGAGCUGAACUACUCUUCCAUGAGGUUCUGCACGGAGACCCAAUCACUGAUCCCUCUGUUACAGAAGAUGCAAGUCGUGAAACUACCACAGUUCAGAGUCAGAAGGUGGCGAGGUACCAAUGUCCCCUGUGCACGCGAGUUUUCCGCAAGGCAGCUUUACGAUGUCAUCUGAGGACCCACACACAGGAACGCCCCUUUGUAUGUAGCAUCUGUUAUCGCGGGUUCGGACACAGGUCCUCAAUGAUUACACAUGUGAAGCAAGAACAUCGCGGGGAGGCGGGCUAUGUGUGUGACGUGUGUCCCUUCACUUCUGCAAACAGAGCCUCGCUGGAGAGGCACCGCCUGAUACAUACUGAGCGGAAGAAGCCCUUCCUCUGCGCCGUCUGCGGAGCCCGUUUCUUCCUCAAAAACGCACUGCAGCAACACAUGAAAGUGCACACGGGGAAGGACUUCAAGUGUCACCAUGAAGGCUGCAUCUUUGCCUGCAGGUCCCAGGCCGAACUUCGGAACCACCAGCAGGUCCACUCUGACCAGCGUCCGUACCAAUGCGACACGUGCAGCUACUCCGCCAAAACCAAGCCCCAGUUACUCAGGCACCACACGGUGCACCUGAUGCAGAAGCCCCACCAGUGCCCGCAUUGUCCCUUCGCUGCCAGGAUGGCGUCACAUCUCCGACGGCACCUUCGUUUGCACACUGGAGCCAAACCAUACCGCUGUCCCUACUGCCCUUAUGCGUGCAACAUUCUUGAGAACCUGAGGAAACACGUCCUGUCGACAUCCAAACAUCCAGGGAAGCACCUGUACGAAUGUCGCUUCUGCGGACCAGAGGACAGGUUCAAAUCCAACCUGGCGCGUGAAUUCCGCGCACACCUGGUCACGACGCAUCCUAACCACUUCGGGUCAGCCCUGCUGGCUGCGUCCUACGUUGCAGGGCUUUACGACGCCGACGAAGAUCCCAAGUUCGUUGAGAAGCCUAUCCAACUGCAGCCGCGCUGGAAGAGAACCAAGGCUGCAGCCGCUACAGAAGAUGAAAGGUUUCACAAAAUCCGUGAGGAAAGCCAGGAUAAUCGAAACGAGCCACAAGACUUGUCUGUUCAAGAAGAGACUUCUGUGACUGCGGGACUUGAAAUUACCAAGGAAACAAAAGCGGGGACCGAGGCUUCUGUGUCCAUACCAAAUAGCAAAAGCAACCAAGAGCAGUCACAAGAGGAUUCAGAAGAAUUACUUUCUAUGGUUGUUGUCAGCGAUCCUUCAGAUGACGUCAUCUAUAUCCAGCUUCCUCCUGAUUCAGAUGGAGGAGCAAUGGAACGUUAUUGUGAAUCUAUUCUCUUCCCUACGGAAGGUGAUGCUUUCUUGUCCGUGGAGAAUUUCAACAAAAGACAGUGUUCAGGUGGCGACACUACUACGAGCAGCAACAAUAUUGGCUGUGAGACCGCUGUUAUGCUUCCUGUCGGUGAAGAAGUGGAGAGAACAGAGAAAGUCACGGAUGAUGGAAACACGAGUCUUAUCAAAGGAAUUCCGCCCGAGCAGUGUCCUGAAGGCGAAAGCGAGAUGGAUGAGAUGACUGUGAUCACAGUGCCAUCUGGUGACGCUGGCGAGUACCUGAGGCUCCCUCAACAUGAGACGGAUGCAGGUCAGGGGCUUGAAGAGCCCAAUGGCUACCAGAAAGUUGUAACGCAGUCCCUCGAAGACGCAGCCCGUAAAGAGAUUAACACAGCGCAGCAGCAGCAACAGCGGUACCUCGUCAUCUUCAAAUAGAUCACAUAUUUUUUGUUUUUGCUACUGUACGAGUACCGUAAUGCAUGUCUGAUUAUCUGGUAACAGAACACGAAUGUUCGUUGUUUGACACAAUCCUAAGGGAAAUCCAUCGACUUCCCUGAACUUACAAUAUACGAGGGUAAGUCAAUACGUAAGUUAUAAAUGGAUAUCGAACUUAAACAUAAGGGUACUGAUUUGAAAAAUGCUUUUAUUUCUCAAUAUAAUCUCCCUGUACAUUGAGGCACUUGUCCCAU
Messenger RNA from Cryptotermes secundus, 4647 nucleotides. RefSeq lists its product as uncharacterized. The record is from RefSeq and is a predicted model, not a curated record. The coding region runs from base 185 to 4393 and encodes 1402 amino acids. Gene Ontology annotation, molecular function: RNA polymerase II transcription regulatory region sequence-specific DNA binding; DNA-binding transcription factor activity, RNA polymerase II-specific; zinc ion binding. Gene Ontology annotation, biological process: regulation of transcription by RNA polymerase II. Gene Ontology annotation, cellular component: nucleus. NCBI's taxonomy places the organism in Eukaryota, Metazoa, Arthropoda, Insecta, Blattodea, Kalotermitidae. The transcript is spliced from 12 exons.